Lolium perenne is the source of this 1349-nucleotide messenger RNA. Its product is annotated as peroxidase 47-like. The record is from RefSeq and is a predicted model, not a curated record. NCBI's taxonomy places the organism in Eukaryota, Viridiplantae, Streptophyta, Magnoliopsida, Poales, Poaceae. Gene Ontology annotation, biological process: hydrogen peroxide catabolic process; response to oxidative stress. Gene Ontology annotation, molecular function: heme binding; peroxidase activity.
CUUUGGUAAUUUGAAGUUGCUCCAAAAACAAUGGGCAAGUCGACGACGACGAGCAUCUCUGGUUGUGUAAUUGCUCUAGUAGCGGCGAUGCUGCUUGCGUCAUCAGGUGGCGUAGCAGCGCAAGGAGGAGGAGGAUAUGCUGGCUACGGGUACGGCGGGUAUGGCUACGACUAUGGUCAGGGCCAUGGACAGCUGAUCAUGGGAUACUACUGGAUGAGCUGCCCGUAUGCGGAGGCCAUCGUCCGCAACGUGGUGGGUGAAGCCCUCUACAAGGACCCUACACUCGCCGCCUCCCUCCUCCGCCUCCACUUUCACGACUGCUUCGUCCGCGGAUGCGACGCCUCCGUCCUCCUUGACUCCACCCACGGCUCCACGGCCGAGAAGGACGCCCUCCCCAACAAGUCCCUCCGUGGCUUUGAGGUCAUCGACGCCGUCAAGGAGGCCCUCGAGGCGCGGUGCCCCGGCAUCGUCUCCUGCGCCGACGUCCUCGCCCUCGCCGCCCGCGACUCCGUCUCCAUGGCCGGCGGGCCCUACUACGACGUCCCCACCGGCCGCAGGGACGGCUUCCACUCCCUGUCCGCCGACACCUCCGCGCUCCCCGCCGCAACCCUCACCGCGCCAAAGCUCAUUGACCUAUUUGUCGGCACCCACGGCUUCACCGUGCCGGAGCUCGUCGCGCUCUCAGGCGCCCACACGCUUGGCCGGGCCCACUGCGCCAACUUCAAGAACCGCCUCAAAGCUAACGCCGUCGACCCUACCAUGGACGCCUGGAUGGCGGCGUCGCUGGUCAAAACUUGCAAGAGCGGCGGCGACGGGGCCACCGCCAAGCUCGACACGACGAGCAACGCCUUUGACACCAACUACUUCCUGGGGCUCCUGCAUAGCAGGGGCCUGCUCACGUCUGACCAGACGCUCAUGACGGGUUCAGAGGAGACGGUCAUGUACGUCGGCAUGUUCGCCGAUAACUCCGACAUAUUCUUCGACACCUUCGUCCAGGGGAUGGCCAAGAUGGGACAGCUCGACCUCAACCCUUAUGGCAACGUCAGGAUGAACUGCAGGGUCCUCAACUAUUAAGCAAGCCACACAUCUUUACUAUUAAAUUGCAAUGCAACCGUGGUAAGUCGUCCUUCGCUCGCGCCCGUGAUUCACGUCUUGCUCGCACCCAUGGGCCACACCCUAGCUCACGGAAACAAACCUUUUGGCCCACCAAAACAAGUAUACAACAAAGAAAAAAGGAAAUUCAACUACUAUACGUACUCUGCUACCAUAAUCACAUUACAACCCGGCCGCACGCUACCCCUCGUCUACAAAUAUACGCGAUCCCGUGGAUCUGUUAAUCCCUCAUGACG